Molecule: messenger RNA, 1199 nt
Organism: Pongo pygmaeus (Bornean orangutan)
Lineage: Eukaryota; Metazoa; Chordata; Mammalia; Primates; Hominidae
Gene: THOC7
Product: THO complex subunit 7
Exons: 9
Coding region: 278-943 (221 amino acids)
Biological process (GO): mRNA processing; mRNA export from nucleus
Cellular component (GO): THO complex part of transcription export complex
Source: RefSeq, a predicted model, not a curated record
ACGUGCCCGCUGCACGGCCCGCUGGGCCUCCCCCGAGACCCGUGGCCUCCCAGCCCGCUUCCGGGAACCCCUCGGCCUCCCCGGCCGCUUCGCCAGAGCGCUUCGGCCUUCCCGACCUCUCCCCGGAGCCCCGGGCCUCCCCGGCUGCUUCCCUGAGUCCUUCCUCCUCUCGCCAGAGCCCGAGCGCCCCUCGGAGCCCCUCGGCUUCCCCCGCCCGCUCUCCCGGAGGCAGCGCGGGACUAUAGGAUUCACACUCCACAGUCUUUCCAGGAGCUAGAUGGAUGGUAUUAUCCAGCCAUCAUCCUACAAGCCUAAAGCCAAGUGGAAAACCACCAUCCUCACAGCAGACGAAGUUAUACGGAAGCGUCUCCUCAUUGAUGGAGAUGGUGCUGGAGAUGAUCGGAGAAUUAAUCUGCUAGUGAAGAGUUUCAUUAAAUGGUGCAACUCUGGGUCCCAGGAAGAGGGCUAUAGCCAGUACCAGCGUAUGCUGAGCACGCUGUCUCAAUGUGAAUUUUCAAUGGGCAAAACUUUACUAGUAUAUGAUAUGAAUCUCAGAGAAAUGGAAAAUUAUGAAAAAAUUUACAAGGAAAUAGAAUGUAGCAUAGCUGGAGCACAUGAAAAAAUUGCUGAGUGCAAAAAGCAAAUUCUUCAAGCCAAACGAAUACGAAAAAAUCGCCAAGAAUAUGAUGCUUUGGCAAAAGUGAUUCAGCACCAUCCAGACAGGCAUGAGACAUUAAAGGAACUAGAGGCUCUGGGAAAAGAAUUAGAGCAUCUUUCACACAUUAAAGAAAGUGUUGAAGAUAAGCUGGAAUUGAGACGGAAACAGUUUCACGUUCUUCUUAGUACCAUCCAUGAACUUCAGCAAACAUUGGAAAAUGAUGAAAAACUCUCAGAGGUAGAAGAAGCUCAGGAAGCAAGCAUGGAAACAGAUCCUAAACCAUAGACAGGCUAAUUGCCCACCACUCCCAGGAAUAUUGAAAUAGCUACAUGACCAUAAUGUGUUUAAAAUGUGGUGUGCUCUUGAGAUAUUUAAAGUUUUGGCAGUAAAAUACUCUAAGUAUGAAUGUAUUUCAUUCAUAUUUCCUCACACAAAGGAAAAUGACUUCAGUAUAGAUUUGUUUUCAUUAAAAUGCAUUUUUUAUUCUUAAGUGGUAGGAAGCAACAUCCAAAAAUGCUUAAUAAAAUGCUUUUAAGCUGCA